GUCGCACCUCCGGCCGGCGCUGCCCGCGGGGAUGGACGCGGCGCACCGCGCAGCGCGCCUGGCCGCCGCCUGCCUGCGCACCCCGCUGGACCCGCGCACUCGGGCGCCCGCCGCGCUCUACGAGCGGGAGCCGCCGCCCGCCGCCGCGCAGGAUGGUUUUGAUUUGGAUUCAAGCACCAACAGAGAGCAGCCCCUGGCUCUAAAUGGAGACUGUGACAAGGAGAUAGACUUUUCCAAACUGCACCAUUCAAACCAAGAGUAUUACUUGAAGCUGGAGGAGCUGAAGAAUGCCCACUUGGAGACCAUGGCCAAACUGGAAAGUCUGUAUCGGAAUAAGCUGUAUUUGAAGAGAGAGCAACCCUUGGGCAAGAAAAGUGCUGCUGCUGGCAUGUGCUGCAGGCCAACUUGGGAGAAGAGCUCGUAUCAGCCCCUGCAUCUGCACAAAUCCUUUUCAGACUCUGACUUGAGCGAUCCCUUAAGCUCAAGUGUAUCCGAUGGGUCCGACAGAGAAUUAGCCUUUGAAGAAAACAGGAGUGAAACUCCAUCAUCUGCAUUUGCCAAGCAACAGAUUGAAAAAAUGUGGGAUGGGUUCUCUGUGGAAGAUUACAUCCCUCGCACCAAACCCAGCUCCCCCAGCUCGCCCGCCUGCAGAACCACACAGAAGAAACAGAAAGCAUGGUCACCCAAAGUGACGGUGCCCAAACCCUUCCAGAUGACUAUCAGAGAAGCCAGGAAAAAAGAGCAGAACAUCAAGUCGAAGUCACUGGUUGAAAUGGAAAACGACUUACUGAAGAAGCAGCUGGAGGAGGAAGCAGAGUGUCAGAAGCAGUUCCGAGCUAACCCGGUGCCCGCUGCUGUCUUCCUGCCUCUUUACCAUGAAAUCGUGCAGCGCAAUGAGGAACGCAGGAGGUCUGUGAAGGAGAGAAGCAAACUCCAGCUCUUGGCUUCUCAGAAGCCGUUUAAAUUCAUUGAGAGAGAGAAGCAAAGGAGUGAGAUGAGGAAAAUGCAGCUGAGAGACCUUUCUGCACCUGAAAAGAAAACAGCACUGUUCAAAGCAAAACCAGUUCCUAGAUGUGUUUAUAGCCCGGCUGUUAAUGACAGGCUGAAGGAGGAGGAGCUCUACAGGGAGAUCAGGAUCAGAAUGCGAGCUGAGGAGUUGCUACGUAAUUCAUCUCUCCCCAACAGCAGGCUGGCUUUAAAAGACACCAGUAAAAAGAAGAAGCCCAAGAGCAGUGAACCAAAGCAAACAGAACAUAAACCCAGGAUCAAAUCAAGUGUUCCGGACUUUGAACUGCUACACCAGAGAUUUCAGCAGCGGCUCCUGCAGCAGAAACAAGUGAAACACCUGACAGUCUGUGAACCUUUUGGUCUUCGUACUCCAUAUAUUCCUUCAAACAAGGGGAAGAUAUUGAAGGACAUUGAAGAAGAUGAAGAAAAGCUGAAAGAAACACGCUGGCCAUAUGUCUCUCCAAGACGCAAACCCCAAAUGAGGCAUUCAAGGGCGAAUUCACAUUUUGGAGGAUCUAAAUCACCAAAAAUCACAGAAUCCACAAGACGGCAGCUACACGCCAUAAGGAGUUCACUUGAGGAAAAGAGAAGGCUGGAAGAACAACAGAAAAGGACCAGAACAAAACAGAAACAAAGGACAAAAAGACUCCAGAAAAUUGUAACCACUCGGGCUGAGGCCAAUGACCCCCAUCAGAGCCUUGCUCAGGUGUCUAAAUCCAAAUUAAGAACAUUCAGGAAUUAUGAGAAGCAGAGAAUGCAGGAGUAUCUGCAAGAGUUACAAGAAAUGGAAGAAAGAGUAAAACAAAGGCCAUUGCUUUUUGAAAGGGUCACUCAGAAAAAUGCCAGAAUAGCUGCAGAAAAGCAUUAUUCUAACAGACUGAGAGCACUGGGGAUAUGCCCAGAGUUUGUUUCCAGGAAAGGACAAACAACUAAAUUGCUACAGUACUCCAGUGCUGAAGAUUUUAAUUACUCCACUGAUGCCAGAGAAAGAGUCAUCAAGGAUAAAGUGAAGGAAAGGGAAUCCUUUGAGGAAGCAGCUGACAGCAGUCCUCGGUCUGAGCAGUCCUGGGAGGAGGAGGAUGAGGAGGAGAACAGAAAAGGUGUCAAAACCCCUGCCCAGGAUGGCCAGUCCAGUGAGCUGGAGGAUGAGGAAGAGGCAAGAGCCAGCCCUUGUGCUCAUGAGCCUUGCCAUGCAGGGGCAGCUGAGUUGAGCCCCACCUCCGACCAGCACCGUGAAGAAGAAGAAGAGGAGAAGAAGGAGGAGAAAGAGGAGGGAGAAGAGGAAGCAGAAGCAAAAGCAGAGGCAGGCCGGUCACUUUGCCAUUCCCAGGAGGAGGAUGAUGAUCAGUCAAGACCCAGCUCUCGGUCUGACCAGCCCCAUGAGCAUGAAGAGGAAGGUCAGUCUGACCCUGAAACUGAGGGUGCUUUCGGAUAUGAGGAUGAGGAGUAUGAAAAUGAUGAUUCAGAAGAGAAACGCAGCGAUGAUGAAGCUGACUGACUGAAGGCAGGCAGAUGGCCUGAGGCUCAGGAACCUAUUUCAUUGCUGGCAGUGAAAUAGACACCAAACAAAAACUUGCUGCUUUUCAACUGAUACAAAAUUCUGUGAAUUUUAACCUUUUAGCUUAACAGUCUUUCCAGUGCAGAAAUUUUGUCUAUUUUCCAGUAGGAAAGAUCCAAUUAUGAAUUUCCACCAAAAAAGAGUUUACUUUUAUAUUAAUUAUAUUUAUUCUAGCCUUGUGUGUCAUCAGUACUCCUCUGUUUAUAAAAUGAACUGCAACCACUGUUUAAUACCAACAUCUUGUAUCCUGCAUUGGUAAGUACUGAGGUCUUCUGUCCAGCUCUUUCUACAUGCUGGCAAAGCCAGGUAAGAUUUUGGAGUAGUCAUUUGCCAUUAUCAGUGUCUCCUGGUUUCAUACAAACAUCUGAGUACUUCUGGGGUCUGUUCCUGCAACAUCUUGUAGGAUGGCAAUGAAUAGACAAGGGUUUGUUGUGUGAGACCUCAGAGUGUUUUUAGCAGAGCAGCUGCUAGGAAGACAACUUGUGCAGUUAGACCAUAUGGCCAAGUGAAUCUGUUCAGUUCCUCUCUCUUCCCCUGGGGUUUGUCUUCUGCCCACUUAAGUGAGCUGAAUUGUGAGAGGAAACAAGGUGCUUCCUGAGCUCGACUACUUUGUCUAACUAAAAUAUUAACAGUAUUGCAGUUGCUCUCCCUAUAGUAGAGAAAAUGCCUUGAAUACACUGAGAGGGGCCACUUAAAACUUCACAGAGAUUUUUGACACUUACAGACAAGUAGAAGAGCGGGCCAGUAGAGUAAGUUACGCUGCAGAUCUUGUAUGUGCUGUGUAUCCAAGCCCCAAAACUGCUCUUUCAACUCCAUUUUACUUUGAAGAGAUCAAAUCAUGAUCUUGUAAAAUCAUUCUUCAUAAAUGCUGACAAUCUUCAAAUGUCUUUAUUGAGGCAGUAAACAUGCACUGUAAAGAGAGAAUCUUAUUAAGUCAGGUAAAAAUGUAGCCCAACAACUCUAGUUGAUGGAAGUAGGUAAAGAAGUGGUUUAGGACCUUUUCCUACACUCCUGCCACUCGGGACUUCAGCUACUUCUUCUGUGCAGAAAACAGAAGGUUUGGGGUUUGGAUUUUACUGUCUUUUAUUUAUUUUCUUCCAUGCUGCAUGCAAGAGCACUUGCUAAAUCCUAUUGUUAUUUCUUCCUCCUGGCUUUGAGAAACUGUGUAACAAUGUUUGGAAGAGUUUUAACAUUACUACUUGUAUUUAUUUUUGAAGUGUGAGCGUAACUAAUAGGAACUUGAAACUUGCUUCUUUACUUAAAUAAACUAGCCAUUUUACAUAUGUCA
Molecule: messenger RNA, 3854 nt
Organism: Strigops habroptila (Kakapo)
Lineage: Eukaryota; Metazoa; Chordata; Aves; Psittaciformes; Psittacidae
Gene: FAM161A
Product: FAM161 centrosomal protein A
Exons: 7
Coding region: 32-2506 (824 amino acids)
Biological process (GO): cilium organization
Cellular component (GO): cilium; ciliary basal body; photoreceptor connecting cilium
Source: RefSeq, a predicted model, not a curated record